Molecule: messenger RNA, 4659 nt
Organism: Danio rerio (zebrafish)
Lineage: Eukaryota; Metazoa; Chordata; Actinopteri; Cypriniformes; Danionidae
Source: RefSeq, a predicted model, not a curated record
UCUUGUGCCGUUGCCACGGGAGACGCAGUAGCGCUCGUGCACGUAUGUAGCUUGCGUUCUCCUCAAGUCAGAAACUCUGCUACAAUCACGCCAAAGUCGAGAUGGUUUUACUAUUCAGACGGAUAAUUUCAUAAUUCAUACGGAGUUAAUGAACAGAUGUCUGCGUUUCGACCUAAACUGGUCUGAAGGCUCUGUGGAGUUUUGAAUCAGACGGAGAUUAGAGAUGCCCAGAGCGUCUCAUCUCCUCCUGCACUCAGUGAAAUUAAGCCGUAAUCCCUUCAGUGGCCUGCUGCUCUUCCUAUGUAACACCUUGGAGAACCAGAGCUGAAGGACUCUCUUACACCAGGCCAGUGUGACAGGACGCUGCAGGAGUCAAAGCAGGAUCUUCUGAAGCCACUCUGAUGAGGAGUUCAGCUCUUUAGGAACAGUAAGAGCAUCUGGAUUUUCACUCGUCACUCUCUCCAGCAUGGCUGACCUCUGGAUUAAACCGCCUCUCCAAGAAUCAGAUUUGUGGUCUGCUGGAUUCCCGUGGAGCAGUCAGCAGCGGGAUGGAGUUAUAUUUAUAUAAUCCGAGUGUCAUAUUCUCCAUGUGGUGUGGUCUGCUGGAGGCCUGUGGCGUCGCCGUGCUCUAGUAAAGUCCACAUCGCUGAAGAAAUGCUCCAGACAAAUAACUACUCGCUGGUGCUGCUGAUCCAGCUGGCUCUGCUCACCUUCGACCUGUUCGUCAACUCCUUCAGUGAGCUGCUGCGGUCAGCGCCGGUCAUCCAGCUCGUGCUCUUCAUAAUCCAGGACAUCGGGAUCCUGUUUAACGUGAUCAUCAUCCUCCUGAUGAUGUUCAACACGUACGUGUUUCAGGUGGGGCUGGUGUCGCUGUUACUGGAGCGCUUCAGAGCCAUGCUGAUUCUGUCUGCUCUCUAUCUGACCCUCAGCAUCUGCUUCCACUGCUGGGUCAUGAACCUGCGGUGGAUGGAGUCCAAUCGGUUCGUGUGGACGGACGGCCUGCAGGUUCUCUUUGUGUUUCAGAGAAUCGCUGCUGUGUUGUAUUACUACUUCUACAAACGCACAACCGAAUAUCUCGGAGACCCCAGACUUUACGAGGAUUCUCCGUGGCUCCGGGAUGCUUUCGCAAGAGCGCGGCAGUGAGGAGAGACUGGAGAAAACCAAACGAUGCUCAAGGGAUGCUAACAUUGCACAUUUUUUCCACAAAACUCCCAAGCGUUUCAGGAGACCAAACUCAAAAUGGACUCGUUCAGAGCCUCGUCAGAUUAAACAGAGGAAGGAGCAGAGGAAAGAAGAGCACAGACAGGUAAAGCAGAUCAUGAAAGGUAUACAAUCACGUUUUCAUCACAGCAAAAAUGAUCUUAAUGCCCCAACCAGGUGUAAAGCUACAUUAGUACUGCAGUUUGUUCUUCAUGAGAGGGUUAGUUCACUCAAAAAUGAAAAUUAUCUAGUGAUUUACUCACUUUCAAGGCUUACUAGUGGUGUACAUGACUUUCUACAUUCAGUCGAAUUCAAUUAAAGUUCUAUUAAAAAUGAUCUAUGGCUUUUCCAGCUCUGAAAUGGCAUCAGACAGGUGUAUUUCUUCCAAAACAAGUCCAAUAAAUGCAUCUAUCAAUGAAAAUAAGUGCCCCAUGUGGCUAUGGAGGCUGAAUAAAGGUCUCCUGUUGCAAAUCCACGCAUUUUUGUAAGAACAAUAUCCAGGGCUUAAUUUGUGCUGGAACACGCUGGAUCCGGCACCUCUGAAAUCUGAUCCAGCACCUCAUUUUACCGAUCCCCCUCCUUAACCGCCCUCCUCCCCCAUUCGCUAUUCACUUUCUUCCGCAACUCCCCAACCCUCUUUACAUUCAUUUGCAACAACCCGAACCAGACCCCCCCCCCCUGCUCUUCACUUUCUUCCUUUGUCCGUGAAAGCCCUCUGCCUUCCAACAACAUCCAACGUCAGUGGCCCCCCCACUUUCUAUCCACUUUUGUGCGUGACACCUCUCCAUCCGCGGGUAGCAUGCCGGAUCUGUUAUCAGACCUCGCAAUUCACAAAUUAAGCAUUGAAAAAAUCUAUAUUUAAAGCCUAAAAUAAUCAUUUUUGUAUGACUUCUGUGAAAUGAUUGAGUGCAGCGCCAUCUGUAGUUCAUACAGAGCAACUGUAGUACAAUGAUAAUGGCGUAAAAUGGUUUUGUUCAUAAAAAAAAAAAACUUCUGUCUUAAUUUACUAUUUAAAUGCAUUUUUUGGUAUACAAAGCGCCAUCAGCUGGACAAGAGUGUGCUUUGUUUGUCUCUUUUCAUUGCGCUUGUUCAGCUUCACACUUAAGAGAUAAAAAAAAAAGACUCCUGUCCAGCAGAUGGCGCUAAUACACCAAAAAAAGUACCUCAGCGUCAGAAGAAGGCAACUUAUGCUGGAGGUUACACAAAACAGUUUAUAAAGUUUUAAAUAUGGAUAUUUCUCUAACAAAAACACAUGGAUUUGCUCAAGAAGUCGUUUAUUCAUCUACCAAAGCUGCGUGAGGUACUUUUUUUAUAAUGGAUUAUGCACUUUAUUGGAGUAUUGGCCAUUAUAGAGCUGGAAAAGCCCAAGAGGAUUUUUAAUAUUACUCUUGACUGGAUUUGACUAAAUGAAUAAUGUCAUGUAGGCUCCUGGGAUGCUUUUAGUAUGAGAAAAUAACUCGUUUACAUUUUUGCGUGAACUAACCCUUCAUCUACUGGUUUCAUAGGUAUCUUGUGUAUCGAUUAGUGGCUAAUGCUAAAAUGUGUUCUAAUGUCUGGAGCAGCGUUUGACUGUACAUUUGAAACACGAGAGUUUGCCUUUGGAUAGACUAAGAGUGGAAUUUGGACUAAGGAGUUGUUUUUGUAUACUGAACGGUUUGUUUUUUUAAUUUGUACUAUUGUCAUCCUCCAAACGUGACGCAUGUUUUUAGUAAAUUGUUGACGGAGCAUCAACAAAGUGCCUCACGGUUUUCACCCAACACUACGCAGAGCGUCAGCACACUUGUUAUGCUGAAAUUGUGAUUUUAUUCGUCUGUCACUGCUAAUGUUGUUGUAAUAAACGUUUUUCAUUGGACUGACUCGUGACUUUAUGGCAGCCUAUCAUUAGAAGACAAAUCCAUCAGGAAGCUUUCAUCUCACAAUUCUGAUUUUCUUCUCACAAAUCCAAAUUUACGUCGCCCUCAGAAUUCCACCUUAACACCUCACUAUUCUUACUUUACUUAGGGCGCACUCAAACUAGGUACAGUUGCUUUGAACCGUGCCGAAGUGUAACUAUCCCCCCUCCCCCGACAGCCUGCACUCAAACUGCCUUUCACCUUCCGAGCCUGAGCGCAAUUACAUAAUUGAUGAUGCGACUGUUCAGUUUAUCAGAAGAAAAAACAGCAAAUGGGGGAGGAGGCCUUAACCGCCCUUCUCCCCCAUUUGCUGUUCACUUUCUUCCACGACUCCCCAAACCUCUUUACAUUCAUUCACGACAACCCCCCGCUCUUCACUUUCUUCCUUUGUCCGUGAAAGCCUUCCGCCUUCCAACACCAUCCAACGUCAGUGCCACCCCCCCCCCCCCAUCUUCUAUCCACUUUUGUGCGCAACACCUCUCCAUGUGCGCAACAUCUCCUCUGCAUGCAGGAUCUGUUAUCAGACCUCGCAAUUCACAAAUUAAGCACUGAAAAAAAUCUAUAUUUAAAGCCUAAAAUAAUAAUUUUUGUAUGACUUCUGUGAAAUGAUUGAGUGCAGCGCCAUCUGUAGUUCAUACAGAGCAACUGUAGUACAAUUAUAAUGGCGUAAAAUGGUUUUGUUCAUAAAAAAAAAAACUUCUGUCUUAAUUUACCAUUUAAAUGCAUUUUUUGGUAUACAAAGCGCCAUCAGCUGGACAGGAGUGUGCUUUGUUUGUCUCUUUUCAUUGCGCUUGUUCAGCUUCACACUUAAGAGAUAAAAAAAAAAAGACUCCUGUCCAGCAGAUGGCGCUAAUACACCAAAAAAAGUACCUCAGCGUCAGAAGAAGGCAACUUAUGCUGGAAGUUAAAACACAAAACAGUUUAUAAAGUUUUAAAUAUGGAUAUCUCUCUAACAAAAACACAUGGAUUUGCUCAAGAAGUCGUUUAUUCAUCUACCAAAGCUGCGUGAGGUACUUUUUUUAUAAUGGAUUAUGCACUUUAUUGGAGUAUUGGCCAUUAUAGAGCUGGAAAAGCCCAAGAGGAUUUUUAAUAUUACUCUUGACUGGAUUUGACUAAAUGAAUAAUGUCAUGUAGGCUCCUGGGAUGCUUUUAGUGUGAGAAAAUAACUUGAUCGUUUACAUUUUUGCGUGAACUAACCCUUCAUCAACUGGUUUCAUAGGUAUCUUGUGUAUCGAUUAGUGGCUAAUGCUAAAAUGUGUUCUAAUGUCUGGAGCAGCGUUUGACUGUACAUUUGAAACACGAGAGUUUGCCUUUGGAUAGACUAAGAGUGGAAUUUGGACUAAGGAGUUGUUUUUGUAUACUGAACGGUUUGUUUUUUUAAUUUGUACUAUUGUCAUCCUCCAAACGUGACGCAUGUUUUUAGUAAAUUGUUGACGGAGCAUCAACAAAGUGCCUCACGGUUUUCACCCAACACUACGCAGAGCGUCAGCACACUUGUUAUGCUGAAAUUGUGAUUUUAUUCGUCUGUCACUGCUAAUGUUGUUGUAAUAAACGUUUUUCAUUGGAC